AUGCCUGACACCAAGAGUAUCGGCCAGACGGCGCUGCAUUGGGCGGCUCGGGAAGGCCAGGCCGCCGUGGUCGAGCAGCUGAUCUCUGCGGGGGCCACGGUGGACGCGGCCGACGAAGACGGCCGUGGCCCCGGGCAGUUGAAGAGAAGAGCAAUGUCGGCGCUUGAACGAUUGGCUGCCUUGUCUGCGAAUGUGGUGGAAUUUGCGAGGACGGUGCUGCAUGUGGCGGCUGAGAACGGCCAGGCCGCCGUGGUCGAGCAGCUGAUCUCUGCGGGGGCCACGGUCGACGCGGCCACCGAACGCGAGACGCCGCUGCAUUUUGCGGCUGUGAAAGGCCAUGCCGCCGUGGUCGAGCAGCUGAUCUCUGCGGGGGCCACAAUCGGCCGUGGCCCCGGAAGGGUUUUCGGGUCCUUUUGCGAGACGGUGCUGCAUGUGGCGGCUGAGAACGGCCAGGCCGCCGUGGUCGAGCAGCUGAUCUCUGCAGGGGCCACGGUGGACGCGGCCACCGAACGCGAGACGCCGCUGCAUUUUGCGGCUGUGAAAGGCCAUGCCGCCGUGGUCGAGCAGCUGAUCUCUGCGGGGGCCACGGUGGACGCGGCCGAUGGAAUCGGCCGUGGCCCCGGAAGGGUUUUCGGGUCGUUUUGCGAGCGACACGCCUUACGACUGGGCCAAGGGGCGGGGCCACCGCCAGGUGAUGGGCCUCCUUCGCCCAGCCUCUUGGCAGCCGUUCUGGUCUUUGUGGCUCUGCUGAGUGGCCGAAGCUGCCGUUGCAACUCGUCACCGGAGCGAACUGUGUUGGAGUUGAAGGAAGAAGCCGAGCGCCUCGGCACAGAGAUGAACUCCGAGAUGACUGGGAGCCACAGGGCGCUGGUUCUUGCGAAAAAACUCGGUGUCAACAUCAAGCGAAUCAUCGGGCAGAAUCAUGAGCCGCUGCCACUCGGGCUGCACAGAACUCCUGAAGCUCGAUCUUGCAAGGAAGGAACAGAACGUUCCCCUUCAAAGACAGGGCCAGACAGGGCUGCACAUCCAACCCUGGGCUCCACAGCUCCAGUUGAUGUCGCCGAACCGGGAUUUGGUCACAGGGAUGAAAGCAAGACGCUUGCUGCAGCCGCCGUUGUACCGGGCAACACGUUGACCGCGGUGAUUGCUGUGCCUUGGCUCAAUGCAAAAGUCACUCAGGCAUCAGAGGCCGAAAAUGAAGAGGGCCCUGCUGAAACAGAGGGUCCGCAGCUGGAAGCGUCAUUUGAAGUCCUAGUUCUGUCUCGACCCAAGGCGUAUUCUGCUGCAGACCCCAUGCCUGAGGUGCUGCCUGCCGGCCACGUGCCCCUGGGUCGACUUCUCCGGCUCACUCCGGAAGAUCGACCCUUUCCUACGCCAGUGAAGGGCCGAGCCUUGGGGCCUUGGGGUCCCUCGGAUCUCCAGGACUGGGUCGAGGUUGAUACGAGAAAGCUGAACUCUGAGUUCCGCAGUAUGACCUCCAGCUCGGCCUACCCGGCCCAGGCCGAAGCUGCCGUGGCAAUAGACCCUGAGGUGCCAAUGUUUGGAGUGUGGAGAUUGGGACGGAUUGGCAAGGACGUACAUCAGGCGGCCAAGGAGGACAACGUGGGUGCCGUGAGGCACUUCCUGCGCGUCGACCCCGAUAGCCUGGAGAGGAAGGAUAUACACUUCGGCCGCAGCCUCGGAACUGAAGUUGGGAGCUACGAAGCAGAUCCACGCAACUCGUCCACAACCAUGCAGCUGAAGAACAAAGGUGGGACGCCGCUGCACGUGGCAGCAGCGCGCGGCCACGUCGAGGUGGUCGCGCUGCUGCUGAGGUCCGGCGCCUCCGUGGAGGUGGAGAACAGACUCGGCCGCUGCCCCAGAGGCGCGACGGCGCUGCGUGUGACGGCUUCGAACGGCCAUGCCGCCGUGGUCGAGCAGCUGAUCUCUGCGGGGGCCAAGGUGGACGCGGCCAGCAACAGCGGCCGCGGCCCCGGAAGGGUUUUCGGGUCGUUUGGGGAGUGGCUCUGGCGAGGUGAUGGAAGGGGCGAAUACACGGGCGAGACUGCGCUGCAUUUUGCGGCCCGGGACGGCCAUGCCGCCGUGGUCGAGCAGCUGAUCUCUGCGGGGGCCACGGUGGACGCGGCCAACAAAUACCGCCGUGGCCCUGGUGGUUUUCGAGUUGCUUUGGGAGUGGCAGGCCAGACGCCUUACGACCUGGCUGAGGGGAAUGGCCACCGCCAGGUCUUUGUGGCUCUGCUGAGUGGCCGAAGCUGCCGUUGCGACCCGUGGGAAAAGCGAACCGUGUUGGAGUUGAAGGAAGAAACCGAGAAGAAGCUCGGUAUCACAAUCAAGCAUAUCAUUGGAGAAAAUCACGAACCGUUGGAUGAAAGCAUGGAGCUCGCUGCAGCACACAUUGUGCCGGGCAACACGUUGACUGCCAUGAUUUCAGAAGAUGUACUUGAAGAGGGACAUCCUGAAGCACAGGAUGGCGUCGAAAUCAAGGACUUCCCGCACGGCAUUCGCCUGAUGGCGCAGCAGGCCAUUUUCGAGGCCUUCGAUCCACAAAUCGAGGUUCUCGAGAACUGGAACGACUUGAAGGACGUCUCAGCUCUGGAAGAGGCGCUGCCUGCCGGCCACGUGCCCCUGGCUCGACUCCUCCGGCUCACUCCGGAAGAUCGAACCUUCCCUGCGCCAGUGAAGGUCCAAGUCCCAACGUGUGCUGGCGCCGAAACUUUGUGGAGGUCAUCCACAGCUGGAUGGGAGCAAGUAGAAACUGCCACUUUUGAGGAGACCAGAGCAACGGUGACGGUGGACCACUUCUGUGAGUUUGUUGUCACUGGAAAGCCUCAUCCACUCAAAGGCCUCGGUUUCUUGCACGCGCAGGGUGAGAAUGCGCAGGUGAUCAUAAUGCACACUGGCUGCGAGUCCUGCGAAAGAAGCUUAGAAGUGCUUUGCUCGGACCCAGAUAGCCUGCAACCUCUGCGAAGAUGUUCUCCCAACCUUCAGCUGGGAACCUUUCGCAAUGAUGAAGCCCUCGAAAUCAAACAACCUGGUCGAACAUCAAAAAUGAAGAUCCGAUUUCACCGGAUGCCAUUGGUGUCACCGGAGCUGGACGCCCAGUCGCGGCAACACUUUGAUGUGGAGAUCGAGGACAAGAACCACUGCUUUAAGAUCCGGCCAGAAGAGGCGACAGCUGCAACAGCUGCAACAGCUUCAAGAUCUGUUGGGCCACAUGCUGCUAGCUCUGCACAGGCAUCGUCAGCUGCCUCGACUGACAUGCGAUCGGCGGCGGCGUCACAGCAAGGACACUUGUUGUUGAGCGGACGCUUCAACAGUAAUGAGAUUAUUGAGUAUAUGAAGGCAGUGAAGAAGCAGCUGGAAGCUCGAAACGUACCGGUUUUUAUGGUUGAAGCAACGGUCGGCCAAAGUUUUGCUGACCUGACACGGAUAGGACUGGGCCGUGCCAAAGGCAUGGUAACAUUUUGCACGUCGGAAUAUGGGGCAUACACUGGUGUAGGAUAUGAAACUUUCCAUGAGCUUGAAUUUGCUCAUGACCACCGGUUGCCCUUGUUUCCGAUUAGGCUCUGCGAGCAGUGGCCACCAGCGCCGCAGAACAACGAACGAGGCAUCUACCAGAAUCAAUUGGUGUUCAAGAAUGGCCUCGUGUACAUAGAUGAUCGGCAGAUGAAUAAGGCCCAACGCGUUGCUGACCAGAUUGCUGAAUCUGUUGCACGAAUGGGCAUCUUCGAAACUAAGCUGCAGCUUUAAAGAUUGCGGGAGCAUGCCGUGGG
This is a messenger RNA of Cladocopium goreaui, 3773 nucleotides long. NCBI's taxonomy places the organism in Eukaryota, Dinophyceae, Suessiales, Symbiodiniaceae. The record is from the annotation of a GenBank genome assembly.